AUGACCGAGGAGCAGUUCAAUGACCUGGAGACAGUGCUUAAGGAAGAGGCAAUGCGACGGAAGCUGGUGGCCCGUUUGACAUUAGUCGGAGGGGUGGAUUCUGGCUGCAUGAUUCGGCGCAUGGCGUCAGCCGUCCUCUCAAACCAAUUGGCCUGCCUCUUUAACUGGAAGGGAAAAGGAGGUAAAAGGGCCUUCGAGAGCACCUCCUUACUGGACUGCAUGUUUGCGGCUGCACGUCAUUAUGACAAGUCCAUUACUGAAUUGGCCUUUGGAGACGUUGUCAAAAAAUGGCUGCGUUACGAACGGAGAGGUGUAGCAACAUCCACACCAUACAAAGGAGAGGGCACAGCAAAACCUGGACCACCAGUAUCGAGUCUUACAGACUCUUCGGAUCAUGACAGGGGUAAAGAAAUGGUCCUUUCAGGUGUAGAGGAGUUGAUCACAGCAAGUGAAAAAGUCGACGUGCUUGAAUCAAGUAUGCACUCGUUGGCAAUUUCUGAAAAACAUGAUGACGACCUAGAGGCUGCUAAUGAUUUGCAGAAUAGUAUGAUUGAGAUGGAGGAAGCUGUUUGCUGGGAAGAUGACGACUCUGAUGAGGAUUAUGUUCCUUUCCUCUAUCUACGAUCUACUGGAGCUUCAAGGGCAGAAAUUGACAAGCUUCCUGAAAUACACAUAGAUGAGGCUGUGCUGGAUGUAGAGGAGGUGCCCAUAUUGCCUGAAGAAGAUCAACACAUUCCUGUAAGACACAAGGUUGAGACUGUAGAGGACCUCGUAGGAAAGAAAGCGAGCAUCUGCUACAAUGACAACUUGCUCUCUCUUGCAAGGUACAUGCAGUUGCCUGUACAGUUGUGUGAUGGCAGAAUGGACUCCCCUGGCCACUGUGCACAAUUUUGUACAUACACCAUGAUUGAGCACGAGACCCGUGACAUUGUGCACAUUGUGAGCGAGGACAAAAGGAGAUUUGUCAGGAAUUCGGUCAUCUUGGAGAAACUACGCGAAGCAGCAAAAGGCAAGGAACAUUCUGUGUUGAUGCAUUGGAUACUGUGGCAUGGAGUACUACAUCAUGUACGCAAUGAACACACAUGGGCCACAGGGUUCUGUGAGCAUGAGCCAUUGGAUCUCUCCCUGAAACCCUCAACUCAGGUUCUGCUGCUCAUCAGACCUAUUGUUUUGAAUAAACGCUGGCUUAAAAAUGUGAAAAAGUACAUAACAUUCAGAACUACGUCAGAUUUGGAGAGUUUUCAGAACCAUAUUCUGAUGUAUGCAGGGAAGCGCUUUGCCUAUAAGUAUAAAGUGUACAGAACCAGGGUUUUCCUUGCUGCAAUAGAUUACAACUACCACAAUGGUCGAGAACAUAGACGCAACAGAAAAGGAGAAAAAAUUUACAGACGGUACUACAAUAAGAAGUCAAAAAACUGGAGUGUGCAUGUUACAAAGGAGGCCAAGACGUAUGCCUACAUUCCCGACCUUCAGAAGGCAAUUCUUAGGAGAAGAUUAGAGAGUGGGUCAGGCCUUCCUCGAAGAAGAACCCUUUCAGAAGAUGACCCUGAGCGCCUUGGACUGGUUGGCACAGCGGACACACCACCCCCCACUGCUGAACUUGUGGCAAGACACACUUCCCGGGGAGCAAUGGCUCUACUAAUGGAAGAAUAG
This is a messenger RNA of Knipowitschia caucasica, 1653 nucleotides long. NCBI's taxonomy places the organism in Eukaryota, Metazoa, Chordata, Actinopteri, Gobiiformes, Gobiidae. The record is from the annotation of a GenBank genome assembly.